GAAGGAUACUCCGUACUGACUAAUUCUGCUCUCCGCCAAUGAAUCUGCGACUUUAAUCAAAAUAGAAGUGACAAAAAUGCCUAAAGAAUACGAGGAUCAGUAUCAGCCUCUUCUAAUUAAAGCAACCAAAGACGCAAAGCGGCCGAAGCUUCCAAACAAAUCGCUUCUGCUGGCUGUGUGUGCUGCUGGCAUUGGGGGGACGUUUCAGUAUGGAUAUAAUAUAGCUAUCAUCAAUGCACCGACAACGUAUGUGCAAGAUUUCAUCAACCAAACCUGGAGACAGCGUUACCAAACUGAAAUGUCAGAAGAUGGUCUUACCCUCCUCUGGUCCACUAUCGUGUCUAUAUUUACUUUAGGAGGGCUUGUAGGAGCAUCAACUGGUGGAACAUUAUCUGUGAAGCUGGGGAGGAAAGGGACACUGCUGACCAAUAACAUAUUUGCUUUACUGGCUGCUCUCCUGAUGGGUCUGAGUUACCCUACAGGGUUAUUUGAAUUGCUCAUCAUCGGGCGUCUCAUCUCUGGAUUAAAUGCAGGCAUUGGCAUUUGUGUUCAGCCUCUGUAUUUGGGAGAAAUAGCUCCAACUUCAUUACGUGGCGCUAUGGGAAUGGGAACUUCAGUGUUUAUCACUGGGGGGAUUUUGACUGGACAAGUGAUUGGCCUCAGAGAGCUUCUGGGUAAAGAAGAGCACUGGCCCAUCCUGCUCUCUACCACUUGUAUCCCAGCUUUUCUGCAGUUCCUGAUCCUGCCCUGGUUCCCGGAGAGCCCACGCUAUCUGCUCAUCGACAAAGGAGAUGAGGAGGGUUGUAAGAAAGCCCUGAAGCAGCUGCAUGGUAUAACCGAAUGUGAUGGUGAACGGGAAGAUAUUGAGAAGGAGAAGAAUAACUUAUCAGAUUUUCACGCCAAGAAACCCUGGGAGCUCUUUGUUGAUCGCACUUUACGCUGGCAGCUUCUCACCAUAAUACUCCUCAACGCUGCGCAACAGCUCAACGGCAUCAAUGCUAUUUACUUCUAUGCAGAUUACGUGUUCAAACAAUCCGGUAUUCCCACCGAUAAAAUACCAUACGCGACUGUCGGCACUGGUGCCUGUGAAUGCAUCACCGCUUUAACAUGUGGUAUGCUCAUUGACUGUCUGGGAAGGAAAGUACUCAUCAUGGGAGGAUACACACUGAUGGCUAUCUGCUGUGUUUUAUUCACGCUCACACUCACUUUCCAGGAUGCCAGCCCAGUUGUUCCGUACCUGAGCAUGGCCUGUGUUUUUGCUUUCAUCUUGAGUUUUGGCUUAGGACCAGGUGGUGUGACUAACAUCUUAACCACUGAGCUGUUCACACAAAACGCACGUCCUGCAGCAUACAUGCUUGCAGGGUCAGUGAGCUGGUUCAGUUUCUUCUUUAUCGGCCUGGCCUUCCCCUUCAUUGUGAUCGGGCUGAAGCAGUAUUGUUUCCUGGUGUUCUUGGUUGUCUCCUCCUUGGUGGUGAUAUACAUUUUCCUUGUUGUCCCUGAAACCAAGAACAAAACCUUUCUCGAAAUCCAGAGCGAGUUCCAGGAUUCCAAGAAGAGAAAGAUCGGCUGCUCCGAUGGAGCAGGGACAAUAUUGCUAUCAACUGCAAUAUGAAACGUACUUUUUUAAAACAAAGUUCUUGUUUUGUUUUGUUUAUUUCUAACAAUAUUUAUCACCCAAAUUAAAUUAUAAUGAUUUAUAGUCCACAUGUGAGAGAACCUCCUGAGAUCCAGGCUCAUGUUUGAGAUGCAUUUUUAAUUUCUCCUUGUUAUUUAUGAUUAGUUGAACCCGAUAAGUAUAUAAAUUAAGUGCCUUUGAGAAGAUGUUGUUACUGCCUUACAUAAUAUUUACCUACUUUUUUUAAAAGUGUGACCUCAUAUGGGGAUAAUGGGACUUAUUUUACAGCGCAACAUAAUAAAGACAACAUGACAGUAUUAAAAAGAAUGAAGUAUAAGGUGCAGAAAAGCCAAAAUGUAAUGCCCUCAUAUGAAGAUGCAGGGUGUCCGAUUAAAACGCUCACUGGCCACUUUGUUAGGUACAGCUCUACAACUGCUCGUUGAUGCAAAUAUCUAAUCAGUCAAUCACAUGACAGCAACUUAAAGUAUUUAGGCAUGCAGACAUGGUCAAGUUGGCCAGCUGAAGUUCAAACUGAGCAUCAGAAAGAUGAUUUAAGUGACUUUGAACAUGGCAUGGUUGCUGAGUAUUUCAGAAACUGCUGAUCUGCUGGGAUCAGUAGAGUUUACAGGGAAAGCUUUGAAAAAGAGAAAAUAUCCAGUGAGCGGCAUUUCUCUGGGUGAAAAUGACUUGUUGAUGUCAGAGGUCAGCGGAGAAUGCCCAGGUGGCUUUAAACUGAUAGGAAGGCAACCGUAAGUCAAAUAACCACUUGUUAUAAACAAGAUAUCCAGAAGAGCAUUUCUGAAUGUAAAACAUGCAGCUGGGCUGCAGCAGCAGAAGACCACACUGGGUGCCACUCCUGUCAGAUAAGAACAGGAAAUUGGGACUACCACAUGGCUUACCAAAACUGGACAACUAAAAAUUGGAAAAGCAUUUCCUGGUCUGAUGAGUCUGAUGAGUAAUAUUAAGAUGGUAGGGUCAAAAUUUUGAAACAUGGAAUCCAUCCUGGCUUGUAUCAAUCAAUGAGAAAUAUUUCCAGAAUCUGCCAUGAAAGCAAAGUUCUGAAGGCAAAAUGAGGUUCAACCCAAUAGUAACAAGGUGAACCUAAAAAGGUGUCUGCUUAGUGUAUACAGUGAUGUUGGUUAAUGAUGAAGUUUAUUGUAAACUGUAGUUCCUUCAUAGAUCUUCUAGUUAGUUAGUUGUUAUUGUAUCUGUUUAAUUCAACUAACAUAGAUCAAGUGAUCUUUAUAUGUACUACUCUGGUAUCACA
Molecule: messenger RNA, 2882 nt
Organism: Archocentrus centrarchus (flier cichlid)
Lineage: Eukaryota; Metazoa; Chordata; Actinopteri; Cichliformes; Cichlidae
Gene: slc2a11b
Product: solute carrier family 2 member 11b
Exons: 12
Coding region: 77-1612 (511 amino acids)
Biological process (GO): dehydroascorbic acid transport
Cellular component (GO): plasma membrane
Molecular function (GO): D-glucose transmembrane transporter activity
Source: RefSeq, a predicted model, not a curated record